Zeugodacus cucurbitae (melon fly) is the source of this 1739-nucleotide messenger RNA. It is a transcript of the gene alpha-PheRS, whose product is annotated as phenylalanine--tRNA ligase alpha subunit. The record is from RefSeq and is a predicted model, not a curated record. Lineage: Eukaryota; Metazoa; Arthropoda; Insecta; Diptera; Tephritidae. Gene Ontology annotation, biological process: phenylalanyl-tRNA aminoacylation. The transcript has a single exon. Gene Ontology annotation, cellular component: cytoplasm; cytosol; phenylalanine-tRNA ligase complex. Bases 153 to 1640 code for a protein of 495 amino acids. Gene Ontology annotation, molecular function: phenylalanine-tRNA ligase activity; ATP binding; tRNA binding.
CGUAUAAACAAUAUUUAUGUGGCAACUCACGUCGUACGUCAAAAUUGUGUCACAUCGGCUUUACUAGCUAACAAUCUUGUUAAUUUGUUGGCAUCGGCAAAUAACACGCGAUAAUUAGUAAUUCCGUCUGUAGUUGUUUGAAUUCUACAAAAAUGCAUCCAGAUCUUACUGAGCGUAUAUUACAGCACUUGGAAGGCACCGACAAAGUGAGCACCAUUGACUUGGCCGCAUUAUUUGAUGUAGACCAUCAGAAAAUUGUCGGUGCGUUGAAAAGUAUAGAAGCUCAUGGAGAAUUAUUAAAAGCUGAAGUAACCUUAGUGAAGAGUUUGGAGUUGACGGAGGAAGGGCGGGCUGUUAUGACAAAUGGUAGCCACGAAGCAAAUUUAUAUGCCGCUGUGCCAACGGAAGGUGUGCUGCAGGACGAACUUAUGAAAAGUGGCCCAAAUGCCAAGAUUGGUUACAGUAAAGCUAUGUCACUUGGCUGGAUAUUUUUAGACAAAUCUGUGAGUCCAGCGCUUGUCAAAAGGAAAGUGGAUAAAAUCGAAGACACCGUAAAGAAAUCGUUGGAAGAGAUAUCUAAAAACAAAACUGAUCUUCCACCGCAUGUUAUUAAGGAAUUUAAAAAGCGAAAGUUGUUGCAAGAGAUUACAACGAAAAGUUUUAUUUUAAGUAAAGGACCGGAAUUUGCCACGACAUUAACGAAGUUGGAGACAGAUUUGACAGUGGACAUGUUAGCUAGUGGUUUAUGGAAGGACCUCAAGUUUAAAUCGUACAAUUUCGAUGCACUGGGUGCUGCCCCUGUAAGAGGGCACUUGCAUCCUCUACAAAAAGUACGUACUGAAUUCCGUCAAAUAUUUUUAGAGAUGGGUUUCUCAGAAAUGCCCACAAACAACUACAUUGAAUCCUCGUUCUGGAAUUUCGACGCAUUAUUUGUACCACAACAACAUCCAGCUCGUGACGCUCAAGAUACAUUCUUUAUAAGCCAUCCGGCGAAAAGUUAUAAAUUUCCUCAAGAGUAUAUGCAACGUGUGCAAGAAGUUCAUUCACGCGGUGGUUAUGGUUCAACUGGAUACGUGUAUGAUUGGAAAUUGGAAGAGGCUCAAAGGAAUACGCUACGCACUCACACUACCGCAGUAAGUGCAAGAAUGUUGUAUAAAUUGGCAAAUCAACCGGAAGGUUUCCGACCAGUGAAAUACUUUAGUAUUGAUAAAGUGUUCCGCAAUGAAACAUUGGAUGCAACACAUCUGGCAGAGUUCCAUCAAGUGGAGGGUGUGGUAGCAGAUGUGGGACUCACACUAGGCGACUUAAUUGGUACAUUAUAUGAGUUCUUCCGUAAACUGGGAAUUGAAAAGCUGGAGUUUAAACCUGCUUAUAAUCCGUACACCGAACCCAGCAUGGAAAUAUUUUGCUUUCAUCCAGGUCUUAAUAAAUGGAUUGAGGUUGGAAAUUCAGGCGUUUUUCGACCAGAACUCCUGUUACCUAUGGGUUUGCCAGAAAAUGUCAAUGUAAUUGCUUGGGGUCUGUCGUUGGAAAGACCAACAAUGAUCAAAUAUGGCAUUAAUAAUAUACGCGACUUGAUCGGACCCAAAGUUGACUUGAAAAUGGUAGAGGAAGGACCAAUUUGCCGUUUGGAUAAAUAAAUGAAGUUUUACUUUGUUUAAAUAUUAGCAGAGAGUAUGUAAUCGUUUGAAUGUUUGAUUAUAUAAUUUAAUUUAAUAAAAAUGUAUUUAAAAAACGUA